CUCUCUUUCUCAUAUUUUUGACUUCAUAAGAACAAAUUGUCCCCAAGCAUCCUGUUGAGAACUCCCUUGAGAAGUGUUUGUGAGACACCUCUCACCACCUGCUUUGUAGCCUCUAGGGAGGACAUAGCAUACUUCUGUGUCUUAUCUGCCCUGAACCAUCUGUCCUACCCCCAUCCAGCUCCUCAUUCACAGAUCAAUAAAAGAGACUUAGCUGGAAGGCCAUGGCUGGGCAGGACAGCCAGUCUCCAGAGCGGCUGGCCGUGAGCCCCCUUAUCUCUGUGAGACUUGAUAAAAUGUCCCUCUUCUCAUCAAAGAUCAAAGUCAUUUUCACCAUUAUCUUCACAUUUCCUCUUUACUCUGAAACGCUUUAUUUAAAAUCAGCAAUGUACAGGUAUCCGACAAUCUGUAAUCUGUAUACUCACACUCGCAAGUUUUGCACCACAGAAUAUCUUCCAGUCUGUGCAACUAAUGGCCACACUUACUGCAACAAAUGCUUGUUCUGCCUUGCAUACAAGGAAAGUGGCGGCAAAUUUAAUUUGCUGAGGAGGGAGUGUGAAAAAGUUAGGCACAGCCUCCUGAGCUGUUGGCCUCAAUCCCCGUUAUCUCUCUCCUUGAGACAUGAAAAAAUGCCUUCCUACUCAUCAUGGAUUAAAGCUAUUUUCAUCAUGCUCCUAGCCUUUCUUCUUUAUUCUGAAACUUCCCUUCUGUUUAAACAAGGUAAAAAGCGAAAGCCAGAUUGUAUUUUAUACACAUUUAAAUCAAAUCCUAUUUGCACCAGUGAACUUGAUCCAGUCUGUGCAAGCAAUGGCCGAACUUACCGGAAUAAAUGUGUUUUCUGCAGUGAAAAAAUAAUUUUGGGUGAAAAAAUUAAAUUUGUUCGUUACGGGUUUUGCUGAAUUUUGAUGGAGCUAUGCAUCCUCUGGGCUGUGAUGUGAUCCUG
Molecule: messenger RNA, 940 nt
Organism: Oryctolagus cuniculus (rabbit)
Lineage: Eukaryota; Metazoa; Chordata; Mammalia; Lagomorpha; Leporidae
Source: RefSeq, a predicted model, not a curated record